UAAAAUUAGGAAGUAAUGAGCGUGGAUGCAUUGGGAAGCCCCGUGAUGGACCCUACGUUUUCCAAACGGAACACGGCGCUGAGAUUAGUUGACUUGGCAGGGGCUCACCACCAUCACCAUCAUCACCACCAUACCCCUCAGAGCGUGACAGGCUUCCCGGGGUUCAGCAGCCAUCCACACUCAAUGGCUCACUCGCACCCUGGGGAGAUUACUGCGGAACCCCGCCUGGGGCCGAGUCCAUUCGGGCCAGAACACAUGGGGCACUCCGCGGCCCUCAAAAUCAGCCCAGCCCAUCAUUAUCCCCACCACCAUCACCACCACCACAAUCAUCAUAUGGCAGGCCACAGUGAAGUGGUCUCCAGUCAAACGGGAGCUUUUGGCCCGGUUCAGGCGACAUCGGUCCCCUAUUCUAUGUCUCACACGGCCCAGGCUUUAUCUGCAGGUAGGGAUUUCCUCAUCCGGAGAGAUCUGACAGCUCAAGCCAUGCCAGUACUGACUGACCAGACUGCUGGUUCAGCCUCUCACCACGGAAUGUUUGUCUCAACAACAGGUAGCUAUCCCGGACACUAUGGUCAUCACCCUGACGCUGGGAACCAUACCCUCUUCUCCGGACUCCACCACGAGCAGCCUUCUAGCGGAUCACCGGGUGGCCAAACACUGAAUGGACAAAUAAGGUUAGGACUACCUGGAGAAAUGUACGUUAGGUCUGAUCACUUGAGUCAAGUGGCAAGCUCCAGGGCUGAUCCGUUCUCUGCCUCGCCUUUGCAUGGCUACGGUGGUCUGAAUCUGAACAUGAAUCUCAGCGCUCAUCACCACCACGGAGCCGGUGCCUUUUUCCGCUACAUGAGGCAGCCGAUAAAGCAAGAGCUGAUCUGCAAGUGGCUGGAGCCGGAGCACUCGCCGAAGAAACUUUGCUCCAAAACUUAUAGCACCAUGCACGAACUCGUAACGCAUGUGACGGUAGAGCACGUUGGAGGACCAGAGCAAGCGAACCAUAUAUGUUUUUGGGAAGAGUGUCCCAGGGAAGGCAAACCAUUUAAAGCAAAAUACAAACUUGUAAAUCACAUUCGAGUGCACACCGGGGAGAAACCGUUUCCAUGCCCGUUCCCUGGCUGUGGGAAAGUGUUUGCAAGAUCCGAAAAUCUAAAGAUUCACAAAAGGACGCACACAGGUGAAAAACCCUUCAAAUGUGAAUUUGACGGCUGCGACAGACGCUUCGCCAACAGCAGUGACCGGAAAAAGCACUCGCACGUCCACACCAGCGAUAAGCCCUACAACUGCAAAGUGAGAGGCUGUGAUAAGUCCUACACACACCCCAGCUCCCUGAGGAAACAUAUGAAGGUGCACUGCAAGUCCCCUCCGCCCAGUUCAGGCUACGAGUCGUCAACCCCCUCCCUGGUCUCCCCUUCCUCAGACUUGGGCCGGGAACCAGGCGGCUCCUCGGUCCUUUCAGAGCCGGUGGGAGCCUCCCAGCCGGCGAAUUUAAGUGAAUGGUAUGUGUGCCACAGUUCAGGUGCCAGCGGCGCCCAAACACCACCCAGCGGGCACUCCACACCGGACCCCACAGACGAGCCACCUUACAGAAACCCGGAACCGAGGGACGCUUUUUAACGCGGCUAAGCUCGUACACAGGUGCCAGCAGUGACAGAACACAUUUCCACAAGUUUAACUAUUUAGAAGCGGUUUGGCUUUGGUGCCUAUGUGCCUGUUCAGCACCACUGGUACCCUUCUUUUUUCUGUGUGUGUGUGUGUGUGUGUGUGUGUGUGUGUGUGUGUGUGUGUGUGUGUGUGUGUGUGUGUGUGUGUGUGUGGGGUGGGGGUUCUGAGUGCCACCAAAAAGACACCCAGAAUCAAAAGACGCGUUUUACUACAUUGGAAGCAAAAUGUGCAAACCUUGAAGACGUGCUAAUUUCCUGGCAUAAUAAAAGAAUAUAUUUUCAGAACUCAGUUGUUCAAAAUGGUUGGCUCCGUGCCUACACGCCCUGACGGCCCACUGGUCCACUUCUGGAGAGAGUCUUGUAAAUCUGUUAGACAAUGUGGUACAUUAUUGUAGGGUAGGCAUGUUGGUGUAAAAUGAUUUUGUAAAUUCGAGUUUUGACUUCAAUAUGUUUUUAUUUAUUUUUCAAUCUGAUAUUGAAGGAUUUUGUAUUAUCGAACCAAAGUGCAUGUUUGAAUUAGAACAAAGGAAAAAAAGGGGGGGAAAGGAGGAAAAAAAAAUGUACAUUUGUAAAUUUUGUAAGUUUCGAUGUGUUGAUGUUAGUUUUGUAAGGAUCUGUCUCGGAGCAGUUUCUCACUGAAUACUGCGGCUAUUUGUACAAACAUUUUAUGUUUACAUCAUUUCUUUACCCCCAUUUGUGCAGAGGGUCAGUAAUUAAGCUGUUUCAUAUGCCUGCAGUAUUUGAUAUACGACCGUGAAAUUAUAAAUGUUUUAUCAAAGUGGGCAUUUUGUGAUUUUUUUUUUAAUUUAACUUUAUUUUUUGUAUCAUUGUUGUCUUUUUUUCUUUUU
Messenger RNA from Archocentrus centrarchus (flier cichlid), 2506 nucleotides. RefSeq names its product zic family member 4 (gene zic4). Gene Ontology annotation, molecular function: DNA-binding transcription factor activity, RNA polymerase II-specific; RNA polymerase II cis-regulatory region sequence-specific DNA binding. The record is from RefSeq and is a predicted model, not a curated record. The transcript is spliced from 2 exons. Lineage: Eukaryota; Metazoa; Chordata; Actinopteri; Cichliformes; Cichlidae. Gene Ontology annotation, biological process: regulation of transcription by RNA polymerase II. The coding region runs from base 16 to 1611 and encodes 531 amino acids. Gene Ontology annotation, cellular component: nucleus.